GGUCGGGACGAGAAAUCCCAAUGUCAACCUUGCCCAAUCGGAAAGUAUUCUGGAACUCUUCAACAGCAGUGUAUCAAAUGCAACCAGUCCUUAACAACCGUCGGAGAGGCCGCAACUCACUGUGUUCCUGAGGGACCAUGUAAAGACAACACUUGUAAUGGACAUGGAGAAUGCCUGGUCAACAAGGCAGACUUCAAACACAUCUGCGUGUGUCGUUUCGGAUAUUUACCCAGCGAUGACUGCGAUGCACCAGCAGUGUACCUGAUCUUGAUGGCUUCUCUCGUUUUUGCCACCACCCUUACCACCCUCGUCAUAGCUCUUAUUCAGUUCCUGAGAAAGAGAAGGGCUCUGAAUGCAAAGGAAAUUGAACUCGUCAAUACCAAUCGUGACCUCUACCGCUCCAACAGAAAGCUCAGUCAAAUCAACCAUGGCACGUGUAUUGCCUGGUCUGAUCUGAAGAUUCAGAGACAACUUGCCGAGGGAAGGUUUUGUAAAAUGUUACUUGCUGAGUUGGGAGAUAUGGCAGUUGCUGUUAAGCGACUUCCACCGUUUGUUUCAACUGCAUCGCCAUACGACUCCUUCAUUCAAGAGGCGGAAGUUCUACGAACAUUAAGCCACCCAAAUAUAGUUCUAUUCCUUGGGGCAGGAAAGGAUUCGCAAUCCAGGUGUCCAUUUCUUGUGAUGGAAUACUUGAUGCGAGGUUCUCUCUGCGAUGUUCUCCAUGAUCCGUCCAACAAGAUUGACCAACCAGAUCGACUGCGAUUCUCCCUGGAUGCUGCAAGAGGUGUGAGGUAUCUGCACAACAGAGAUCCACCCAUGAUCCACCGUGACAUCAAGUCAGGCAACAUGCUAGUCAGUGACAAAUGGGUGGUGAAGAUCGCCGACAUGGAGACAGCACGAUUCCUAGCCAUACUUCAUCCCGACGGUAUUGGGUCAAAUGCUAGGGAAACAGAAUUCAUGCAGGAGAGAGAUCACUCGACACGCACGGUAUCAGAUACAACACAUCCUGAUCAACUAAAAACUCCAUUAUUGGGUGCUACCAGUGUCACAUCUGAUGUGGAUCACACUGAUGACGACAGAGCUACAAGAGCAACCGAGGGUAUGACGUCACGCAUUGGAAUGACGUGUGGAGUUGGUACAGAUCGCUGGCGAUCACCUGAAUCCAUCAAGAAGAAUCUGUACACGGAGAAACACGAUGUCUACAGCUUUGGCGUGGUUAUGUGGGAACUCUCAACUCGACAGAUACCUUAUGCACACCUCAGCAACUCUGACGAUAUCCUGGAUGAAAUAGCAGGUGGCACCAAGCCCAUCUUUCCACCAAACAUACCCUAUGGGUAUCGUCACAUCGCUGAGCAGUGUAUCAAGACAGAUCUACAGGAGAGACCGUCAAUGCAGCGCGUUGUCCAAGAGUUGCUGUCACAAAUUGAUCGCAACUGAUGAACGGCGCCACCAUCAUACGAAGCAAUGCACACCGCAAUUCACAACGUUCACAGAUUUCCUUAACUUCGGCCAAUGAGAUAUUUCCCAGUGCAUUCCACGACACCAGCACAAAUUUGAAAUUUAGAGGUAUGCAGUACUACGAACACUUUGCUUCACACGUACAUUUUGUCACCUUUCGAACUGCUCAUUAUUCGGGUAACAAGCUGGUCCAGCCAGUGCAUGCAGUACAUUCAGCACUCUGCAGGCCGCUGACUAAAUCCGGCCCAACACGAUCUCACAAACAUGCAAAUCAACUUACAUAAUGUCACGUACUUAGCAGAUCACACCUGGCCCUUGUCAACAUCU
Sycon ciliatum is the source of this 1785-nucleotide messenger RNA. RefSeq names its product probable serine/threonine-protein kinase DDB_G0276181. The transcript is spliced from 2 exons. Gene Ontology annotation, biological process: protein phosphorylation; signal transduction. Gene Ontology annotation, cellular component: cytoplasm. NCBI's taxonomy places the organism in Eukaryota, Metazoa, Porifera, Calcarea, Leucosolenida, Sycettidae. The record is from RefSeq and is a predicted model, not a curated record. Gene Ontology annotation, molecular function: ATP binding; protein kinase activity. Bases 271 to 1437 code for a protein of 388 amino acids.